Molecule: messenger RNA, 2728 nt
Organism: Tachyglossus aculeatus (Australian echidna)
Lineage: Eukaryota; Metazoa; Chordata; Mammalia; Monotremata; Tachyglossidae
Gene: ZW10
Product: zw10 kinetochore protein
Exons: 16
Coding region: 4-2343 (779 amino acids)
Biological process (GO): mitotic cell cycle; endoplasmic reticulum to Golgi vesicle-mediated transport; mitotic spindle assembly checkpoint signaling
Cellular component (GO): RZZ complex; chromosome, centromeric region; nucleus
Source: RefSeq, a predicted model, not a curated record
ACCAUGGCCUCCUUCGUGACCGAAGUGUUGGCCCACUCGGGGCGGCUGGAGAAGGAGGACUUGGGCACCCGGAUCGGACGCCUGGCCCGGAGGGUCGAGGAGGUCAAGGGCGAGGUCUGCAAUAUGAUCAACAAGAAGUACAAUGAGUUUCUACCUAGCAUGCAGAGCGCCCAGGAGCUGGUGACCCAGGUGGACGAGUUGUGUGGUGACAUCGACCUGCUGAAGUCCAGGGUGGAGAAUGAGGUCCGACGGGAUCUCCAGGUGGCCAUUUCUGAAUUUACAGAAUUGAAGCAGCAGUUGGAAAGAGAUACAAUUGUCCUGGGCGUGAUUAAGCAGCUCCAAGAGUUCGACACGGCCAUUGAAGAAUACAAUUGCUCUCUACUGGAGAAAAAGUACAUUGCAGCGGCUCAGCAUCUAGAAAAGGCCCAGAGCUGCCUGAAGUCGUUAAAAUCCAGAAAAGGCUUUGAGUUAAAAAUUCUCAAAGCCCUCAGCAUGGAGCUCACAAUCCAGAAGCAGAACAUUCUUUAUCACCUUGGAGAGGAGUGGCAGAAAUUGGCCAUCUGGAAGCUUCCACCCUCCAAAGAGGUCAACAGCCUGGAGUCUGUGUUGCAGACUGAAUUCCAUCUGUGCACUGAACCCCCGAAGAAGGAGGAAGAGACCCCGGCCCCACCCAUCGGUUCUGUCCUCUUAGCACUGGCUAUUCUCGGGGAGCUGCACACAAAGCUGAGAUCUUUCAGCCAACUGCUGCUGAAUUGUGUCCUGAAACCUCUGGUAUUUUACCCAUCCCUUCAUGCAGUGGUGGACAUCCAGCCCGACACUGUCAUCUUGCGUUUCGAAUCCGUGGCUUCCGACUUGGAACGUCCAUCCCCCCCGGAGGUUUUUAGCAAGAUCCAAUUGGUGCUCGAGGUUCUUUGUGAACACUUGCUGAACCUUCCUCGUGGGGACAGCUCGGAAGACGAAAAAACCUCGAAGAUGGUGUUGGCUGAGAUCCUGGGUGACAUGAUCUGGGAAGACAUGUCUGAGUGCCUCAUUAGAGAUUGUUUGGUUUAUUCCAUUCCAACCAACAGCAGCAAAUUAGAACAGUAUGAAAAGGUGAUAAAGUCCACUGAAGAAUUCGAAAAUGCUCUAAAGAACAUGAGGUUUUUGAAAGGCGAUGCUACCGAUUUGCUGAAAUACGCCCGGAAUGUCAAUUCUCAUUUUGCAAAUAAAAAAUGCCAGGAUGUGAUUGUGGCAGCCAGAAAUUUGAUGACCUCAGAAAUUCACAACACUGUGAAGAUCUCUCCGGACUCCCAGGUAAGGCUGCCUGAUUUACCGGGGCUCGAGAAGGACAACAAACGCAAACUGCAGAAAGAGGCCAAAGCCAGCCACAAAGACGGGAUGAAUUUGGAGCCAGAAAGCAAACUCAGCGAGCAUUCGUUCUCUUUGCCCGAGUGCCGCAUCAGCGAGUCUGUGGAGAAGUUGAUGGCACUUGCCUAUCAGACCCUCCUGGAGGCCACGACCAGCACUGAGCAGUGUGCCGUUCAACUCUUCUACUCAGUGAGAAAUAUCUUCCACCUGUUCCAUGAUGUCGUUCCAACUUAUCACAAGGAGAACCUUCAGAAAUUGCCCCAGCUGGCUGCCAUCCACCACAACAACUGUAUGUACAUCGCUCACCACCUGCUGACUCUCGGGCACCAGUUCAGAGGGCACCUUACCUCGGUCCUCCGCGAUGGUGCCAUGACGUUCGUGGACCUCGUGCCUGGAUUCAGGCGACUGGGGACAGAAUGUUUUUUGGCUCAGAUGCGGGCGCAGAAGGGAGAACUCUUGGAAAGACUUUCAAGUGCCCGGAAUUUUUCCAACAUGGAUGACGAAGAAAAUUAUUCGGCGGCCAGCAAGGCCAUACGGCAGGUGCUGCACCAGCUGAAGAGGCUUGGGAUGGUGUGGCAAGAUGUACUUCCGGUGACCAUCUACUGCAAGGCCAUGGGAACUCUACUCAACACAGCACUUGCUGAGAUCAUCGGGCGAAUCACCGCCCUGGAGGACAUCUCCACUGAAGAUGGUGACAGAUUGCACUCAUUGUGCCGGACGUUGGUGGAAGAAGGGCCCCAGGUGUUUGCGCCGGUUCCGGAUGAAAAUGAAAAUCGGAAAUAUCAGGAGGAGGUCCCCGUCUACGUGCCCAAGUGGAUGGCCUUCAGAGAACUGAUGGUGAUGCUCCAGGCCAGCCUGCAAGAAAUCGGAGAUCGGUGGGCAGAUGGGAAAGGACCCCUGGCAGACACAUUCUCCGCCAGCGAAGUGAAGGCUUUAAUCCGGGCUCUGUUCCAGAACACGGAGAGACGAGCCGCUGCCCUCGCCAAGAUCAAAUAGCCUCCCGCUCUCCCCACAGGAACAGUGGAAGCAUCAUAAGGAAGUUACAGCCCAGUCUUCCUAGUCGGUUUCUAGGGAAACCCCCUCUGGUUUGAAUGUAAUUGUGCUAAAGUGGCUGGUCGGCUCCGAACGCAAUCUUGUCGGGAGGUCUGCGGUUGAACGGUGAGGCCAGAGGUACAGGGGAGAGGAACUAUUUCUGGAUUUAGGUUGAGGAGCUGACUGUGGGCCACAGAGGGGAACUUCCGAGAGCCGUGGGUGAGACUGACACUGCACGAUGAAUAUAUUUUUUUCUUUUCAAAUUGUGUGUCGGGAUGGUAUUUUUGCCUUGCGGGUAGUAAACUAUCUUCCUGUACAGUACCUUUCCAAUAAAGAUCAUUUGGCAGAA